This is a messenger RNA of Colletes gigas, 1521 nucleotides long. RefSeq lists its product as uncharacterized. The transcript has 3 exons. The coding region runs from base 302 to 739 and encodes 145 amino acids. Gene Ontology annotation, biological process: sleep; positive regulation of voltage-gated potassium channel activity; regulation of synaptic transmission, cholinergic. Lineage: Eukaryota; Metazoa; Arthropoda; Insecta; Hymenoptera; Colletidae. The record is from RefSeq and is a predicted model, not a curated record.
UCGUCGCUGCGAGCAUCGUCGCCUUAGUCGCGAGCUUGCGCUGCAAUCGCAUCGAGCAACGAACGACGAGCGUGAACAGUGCUUCAGCAGCUCCCGAGGCCGAAUGGUUGGCCUCGCCAACCCCUAAAUCGGUCGAUCUCUCUCUCUCUCUCUCUUUCGCUCUGGUACUGCUACUUCCGGUUCACGACCGCCCUGAGCGCCGCCCGGUCGCGUGCAGCCCUUCACGACGGUUACCGCGGGAAAGGGACCGCCUGAUCGUCCAAGGAUAUACCCCUAAUCGUGCAAGGAUACCGACGCCAACAUGAGGCGCGCUUACGUUCUCGUCAUUUGCCUGUUGGUCAUUCUUGGCUUUUAUGGUAUACACGGGAUGCAAUGUUACUUAUGUAACAGCCACAACGACAGUCGAUGCGCCGACGAGAAUCCUCCGGAUGCCCUUAAGAAAGAUUGCUCCGACCUCAAGGACGGCGCAAAGUACACGAUGUGCCGAAAGAUUACGCAAGUCAUUGAGUUUAGCGUUAAUGGACUUCCAGCUGACACCCGGGUCAUAAGAGGUUGCGGAUGGGACGAGUCCAAUUACAAAGGAAGAUGCUACCAGCGAAGCGGUUUCGGCGGACGUCAGGAAGUUUGCUCGUGUUUGACAGAUUACUGCAACGCGGCGAGGCCGAGCGUUCUGCCGCCGACAUCUUUGAUUCUGUCGUGCGUUCUAGGCAGCGUUCUGCUGGCAUUCAUCCGUAAUUAGAAUGUUGACGCGCUCCCCGAACAGCCAACGAAGGGAUGCGCUCGAGAUCGUUAGUACCUAACACGCAGCAUCGACCUCGCAUAUACUCGAGAAACGGACAAAAGAGACAGGCUGACAGGACAAUGGACUCCAGAGGAAGUACUUUUGAUCUCUCGUCGCUGAUAAAGAUGGACGCGCCCGAGCAGCCAUUUUACGAACGCGAGUUUUCCGUUUUAUAUCCUGGAAACUGAACGCUGGCGAUCAAGGGAGCACGUGUAAGGAUUACACGGCCGAUUGAUGAUUCGAUCUGAAAGUAUAGAAACGUUACGGUAAUUUUAGAGAGAAAAACAAAUACGCGCACGCUGUUUCAGGUUUCGGUCAGAGUUGCGAAACAAAUUGGGCCCAAUGAGAGAUAAUCAUGAUUAAGAAUAAUUAUCGUCGAAUAUUUAAUGUGUUCCAACGAAUGUCCGUAGAGAGGCAUUCGGAGAACGGUAUGGUUUUUUCGUACUUUUUGCAAAAAAAAAAAAUAUACAGCCUGGCGAUCGUACCUCCGAUCGUUGCAUUGAUUCUUCUCGGGAAACUUCAACUUAGGUGCUGAAGGUGUUGACGGCGGUCACAUUGUGUUCACUCGACAAAUUUUUCUGCGUAGAGCUUAAGAAUGAUAUUACGCACGCAACAAUCGCGCAACUUGUUGAGAAUCUUGUCGUGACAAUGUUCGCGGAACGAAACAUCUGUACGAUAUAUACAUAUAUCUAUAUAUAUAUGUUUUUGUGCGAAGCGAGGAAAAUAUAUAAGGGUUGUCG